This is a messenger RNA of Aspergillus chevalieri, 594 nucleotides long. RefSeq lists its product as uncharacterized. Bases 1 to 594 code for a protein of 197 amino acids. The transcript has a single exon. The record is from RefSeq and is a predicted model, not a curated record. NCBI's taxonomy places the organism in Eukaryota, Fungi, Ascomycota, Eurotiomycetes, Eurotiales, Aspergillaceae.
AUGGCAACAGAACAGCCCCCCAAACAAGCUACCUACUACCAAUCCUCCAACCCCAUCACCCACAACCCCUUCGAACAAACCCGCCAACGAGGCGACCCUGUCCCGAACACUACCACGAGUACAACCCGCCGCACAGCAAACUCCAAACCCUCAAGCGACGAAUCCCUCGCCAGCCUCAAAGCAGACCAGCAGCGCGAACAAGCCCGCAAACAAGGCGCCUCAGACAUCGAUCUUGAAUACGGCGUCGAGCAACAGCCGGCUGAGGGGAAUAUCGCGGAUGCUGUUGAGCAUAAGGGCACCCGAAGCAGUGCGCGAACGCAGGCAGGUGCGCAUUCAGGUCCUGUCGGAAGCGCUUUUGGGCCUGGGUAUUCGGGGUUCGGGCAGGAUGGGGAUGGGGGGCAAGAUCAGAUGAGGGAUUUAGGGAGGAAGAGGGAGGAGCAUGAUCGUGUGCUGGGGGAUCGGGUUGGGCAGAGUCCACCGGAGCCUGCUGAGGCAUCGGCGGAUAUAAGACAGCAGAAAUUGGAGUUGGAUGAGCGGUUGAAUGUGAAGGAUGCAGUUAGAGAGGCAACCGGGGAUCCGGUGGUCGGGAGAUAA